This is a messenger RNA of Gossypium raimondii (Peruvian cotton), 830 nucleotides long. Its product is annotated as 2-hydroxy-palmitic acid dioxygenase mpo1. Lineage: Eukaryota; Viridiplantae; Streptophyta; Magnoliopsida; Malvales; Malvaceae. Bases 66 to 677 code for a protein of 203 amino acids. The transcript is spliced from 4 exons. The record is from RefSeq and is a predicted model, not a curated record. Gene Ontology annotation, biological process: sphingoid catabolic process. Gene Ontology annotation, cellular component: endoplasmic reticulum.
GUCUCAUUUAUAGUUUCUUCCUCUUACCAACAAAACCAAAAGGAAAAUACUCUCUUUGUUUUCAAAUGGGAAAGCCAGGAGGAUUGUUCGAUCUUGAGAAUCAUUUUGCAUUCUAUGGGGCAUAUCACAGUAACCCAAUCAACAUUUUCAUACAUACUUUGUUUGUUUGGCCAAUAUUUUUCACUUCUCUUGUUCUUUUCUACUUUACACCCACCAUUUGUGAUCUUUCCCAAUCUGGGAUUUUGCCCUCUGGGUUUAAUCAUGUUUUGGUUUUCAAUUAUGGGUUUCUUUGUGCUCUAAUUUAUGGAUUGUUUUAUGUGAUUUUGGAUAAGAAAGCUGGUUCCUUGGCUGCUUUGAUUUGUUUAGCUUGUUGGGUUGGUGCUACUUUUCUUGCUGCACACCUUGGAUAUUCUCUCGCUUGGAAGGUUGUGUUGGCUGCUCAGUUGUUCUGUUGGACUGGACAGUUCAUAGGCCAUGGAGUCUUUGAGAAACGUGCACCGGCUCUGUUGGACAAUCUUGUUCAAGCUUUUCUAAUGGCUCCAUUCUUUGUUUUGCUCGAGGUUCUUCAAUCGCUCUUUGGGUAUGAACCGUAUCCGGGUUUCCAUGCACGCGUGAAAGCUAAGAUCGAAGCUGAAAUCAAGGAAUGGAAGGACAAGAAACAGAAAAAAAAUUCUUAGCAUUGAAUUGGGAACUUGCAUAAGAAAUGAUUUUGGUUAAAACUACUGUAAACACAAUGAAGGAAAGGCUUUUUUGCCUUGUGUACUCUCAUGUAAAUGUGUGCAUACACUGCUGUGAUUUUUAUAAAAGCUUUCAAAGCUUCUUUACCUUAA